AUGUUGGUGUUGCUAAUCAACUCCAAAUAUUAUGCCCCCGCAGUAAUGGCUCGGAAGGAGAAAGAAAAUCUUGUUGCCAAAUUCGAUUACUACGCGACAGAGAGCCACGAACUCACCAUACUUCAGGGUGAACGAUUAACUCUAUUGGACGAUUCGCUUCAAUGGUGGCAAGUGUUGAACAGUCAAGGAGAGGUUGGCUAUGUGCCAAGCAACUAUGUUCGCCCCGUGAAGCAAACGUUGUUGAAUAAUUUGCGAAACACGUUGACAAGACGCAAAACGUCCAAUGACAAACUUCCUAAACACUACACCCCACUGAUGCCUCGUAGAUACACGGAGAAAGAUUGUGUACGACAAACAUCGAUGCCAGCUAUGUCAUUGUGUGAGACAGUUGAAACUCCAGGCCAAAACCACAUCGAGAACAAUCUGCGCGGGGAGCUGACUCCUACCAAACCGAAGGGCUCAAUCACUCCAGUGUCUGCUACUCAAACAAAACAACUUGACGAUCCGGUUCCCGAGACCCCGGUCCCGAUCAGCGAACGCACAGAAGACUUUUACUGUCGUGUUUUUCAAACGUACGAGGCUCAGUUGGCCGAUGAAUUGUCCAUUCGUCCGGGCGACCUGUUGCGUGUGUACAAAAGAAGCCCGGACGGUUGGUGGUUUGGUACGUUGCUCGAUCGCGGACGUCCAACAGUGACCGGUUGGUUUCCGUCAAAUUUGGUGUAUCGCGAAAUGCCUUGCACAACCAACACAUUCAGACUUCGAGACGUUUCUUGUCCUGCCACCAUUCCGAAAUGUUUGAAUGAUCAAGUGUCGGGAAACACUGUGUCGAACAAAUGUCCGCCUACGUCUAUGGUCACACGAGAGACAGCACUUGCCCUCUAUCCCUACCGAAGGAAUCACCCUGAAGAAUUAUCUUUCCAGGCUAAUGAGAUUCUUGAAGUGAUAGACAGGCCGACGAAUCAGACCGAUUGGUGGCAAUGUCGGACUGGUCAAGGCGAGAUUGGUUGGGCCCCAAGAAAUUACUUGCUUUCCUUGUCCGGAACAGACAAAAAAGAUGGUUUGCGUGAAUCCAACGGACUUACUUCGAGAAGUCCAGGCAAAUUUGAUCAACCGGAACCAUGUCGUUCACCAACAUAUAAUGUGGACAGUGAACUCCUACGUUUGGCCUAUGCAAGGCGUUCAAAGCUGGCCAAAUUGUUUCUGGCUAAACCAUGGUUUUGGGGCACCCUGUCACGGGCCGAGUGUGAGCGCAUGUUGAAGCUGUUUUCCGUUCCGGGUGAAUUUGUCAUACGAGACAGCGAAUCAGACCCCGGAAAUUUGACAAUCACAAUGAAUACUGGCAAACGUAAUCGGAAUUUCAAAGUGAUAGUUCAUACGAAUCGUUAUCACAUCGGAUAUCGGGUGUUCAACAAUUUGGAAGACUUGAUUCGAUACUAUCAGGCGCACUUUAUUUUUACCGACGAUCAACAACGAUAUUUACUAACCCAAGCAUUUGUCUACCCGGGCACACCUGAGCUGGAAUUGGAUCGCUCGGAUUAUGCGCCCACAUUUCGUCCGUAUGAUGCUGCACAUGUCGGAUUCACAAGCCCGGGGAACUCGAUCGCACGCGGUCGAACACCUCCACCUCCACCACCACUGCCACUGCCACUGCCGCAUUACAGUGUUGCCGGUCCUAACCGUUAA
Molecule: messenger RNA, 1683 nt
Organism: Echinostoma caproni
Lineage: Eukaryota; Metazoa; Platyhelminthes; Trematoda; Plagiorchiida; Echinostomatidae
Source: the annotation of a GenBank genome assembly